Molecule: messenger RNA, 2652 nt
Organism: Manduca sexta (tobacco hornworm)
Lineage: Eukaryota; Metazoa; Arthropoda; Insecta; Lepidoptera; Sphingidae
Product: serine protease snake
Exons: 10
Coding region: 330-1565 (411 amino acids)
Biological process (GO): proteolysis
Molecular function (GO): serine-type endopeptidase activity
Source: RefSeq, a predicted model, not a curated record
CUCAGUUCGUAAUUUAUUGUUAAUACAGUCGUAGUGUAGACAUUGCCGCGAACACGCGUGUUAAUUCAUAAGGACGUAACAUGGAUAUGUUUUGAGCGCGUAAUUCUUUACACAAUCAUAUUAGAUAUAAAUUAAACUUACUAAAGCGACAGAAAAAAUAUGUAAAAUAUAUCUUGGAAGACCACGUAUUGCGCGUAAAAAUCUAAAGUGUUAUUCAAUAUAUAAACCCUAUGUUCAUUCUAUUUUAUGUUUCUAUUACAAAGGAUAAGUUGUAAACCUUUUUUAAUAUUGUAAUUUAUUCAAACCAGUGAGACAAUAAGUGUAGAGCCAUGUACCGGGGGGCGCUGGUGUCGCUGGCGUUGUGUGUCAUCGUCAAGGCCCAAUUCGAGGGCGAGCCGUGUAUAGAUAACGACCUUGUGGGAGUGUGCACCGCCGUCGACAACUGCAUAUCAGCCCGCGAGGGUAUCAGGAACCGAAUACAACCCAAAUUGUGCUCCUUCGAUAGAGAAAUCGCUAUCGUCUGCUGUCUCGACAAUGUUCCUACAACAACUACCGCUCCUGUCGCCACUACACAUAAACCGGUGACAACUACCCCAGACGAUUUCGAGCCUCCUCCAGAGGAAUACGAAAUAGUAGGAGGUAAGACGGACACAUGCGGGCCCGUGGACGCUAACCUGACCUCACCGCGCACUGGACAGCUAGCGUGGGACAAAUGUUUAGAGUACCAGGAAAAACUAGUGUACCCGUGCGAAGACAGCGUUUCAUUGCGCUUCGGUGCGGGUAAGGAGAGGAAGAACAAAUGCCACCUAAGCGCAGAUAGCCUCAUCGUGGGAGGAAAAGAUGCAGAUAGAAACGAGUUUACCCACAUGGUGCUAUUAGGUUUUGGCGAAGAUCCGCGCAAAGUCAAAUGGGAUUGUGCAGGCUCUCUAAUUAGUGAAUACUUCGUUCUCACUGCCGCCCAUUGCGUCACAAGCGCCGACAGCGGUAAUGUCACGUAUGCCAGUGUGGGCGUGCUGACGAGAAGCGAGGUGGCACCCGACAACACGUACAAGAUCAGUGAGAGGUUCCGGCACCCCUCCUUCAGACGCGGCGUGUACAACGACAUCGCACUCCUCAGGCUGGAACGAGAAGUAAUUCUGGGCGAGUACAGAGUUCCUGCUUGCCUGCAUGUCGGAGAUACGGUGAAAGACGCCAGAGCUAUGGCCACUGGUUGGGGCCUGCUGGAGUACAAGGGUAACGUCUCUGACAUACUGCAAAAAGUAACCCUUAAGAAAUACCGAUCUCGCAUUUGUAAGGCGAUAUUUCCACCACACACACUGGUUUCACAUAAUUACGACGAAAAGACUCAACUUUGCUUCGGCGGGUACAACGAUACUCAACCCGGGGACACUUGCAACGGUGACAGCGGUGGCCCAUUGAUGAUAAAACACAAAAAGAUAAAUUGCAUGUAUUUGAUUUUGGGUGUCACAUCUGGAGGCAGAGGGUGUGCGUGGCGCGGGAAGCCAGGCCUGUACUCUAGGGUUUCGCACUACAUUUCAUGGAUAGAAAGUGUUGUGUGGCGUUAAAACGCUCAUUCAAAACAAAAUCUAGAAUUAAAUACAACUUGAAUAUUGUUUUAUUCAAAUUUUAAGACAAUAUUAAAAUAUUAAUUCCGCCGAAUGAAUUGCAUUUUGUUUAUAAUUAUAAGUAACUAGGUAUUGCUCGCGACUUCGCCCGCAUCUAGCCCACUACAAAAGUAGACUAAACUGUUUCCAUAGUAAUAUAAGCGGUCUUUGAGUAAGUCUAGAAAUUUCUGUAGUGAUUAAUUGGGCAUCUGUACAAUGCUAAUUUAUUUCAAAAUCAGAAAAAAAAUAUUACCUAUGUCUAGGAUAUGUUCCAAUCCGAUGAACUGAUUCUGCGUUUACUAUAAGAUUGCAAUCUUAAGUAAAAUAAACUUCAAUACGUAAAUAUUAAAUAUUCACCUACGCUAAUACUUAGUCCGAAGGUUGUGAAACAAACUUUUACGCGGAUGCGAUCAGAAAGCAAGUAGGUACUUACCGAAUACGAUAGCUACAAUACGAUACAGUCGUUUUCAAUAAACGAUCCCAAUCUCAAUCUUCAUUCCGAUUCCCAGCAAGAACCAAAUACCUCAUUUGUAAGCAUGUCAAAAAAAGCUUUGUUCUCAUUGGUCCAUUUUUGAUAUAGAUGGAAAAGGCGAUUAGAAUCGUUUAUUGAAAAUGGUGCUAAAGGCUUGUCAACUGUAUGCACGAUCUUUCAAAUGAACUUGCAUUACAAUUUACAACCUCAUCCAUUUAUACUGUCGAAAGCAAUAACGACCAGACCCACUAUUUUCGGAUCGAUCUCGACAACAAACCUCUCGGAAAAGGUUAUCUACAAGCAAGUCAACUAAAUGAUGUGUUCAGAUUGGUCGAGAUAUAUUAUAAUGCAAUUAAAAUUGGCAUUGAAAUUUGAGUCGACUUUAGAAGAAAGUCCACAAAAAUUGUUUAUUCAUGAUAUGAAGCUUAUAGAUAUUAAAUGUAACAAAUCUUGAUUAAACAAUUUUCUACUAUAGAAUACUCCGAUUUCUUCACAGAUAGCUGCAAUUUUGUAUUAAAUUUUACCACUACUUAUUUUGUUAAUUAUAUUUCUAAGAAUUAAACACAAUAUUGUCAA